AUGGAAGUCCCUGUCAGGGAGUCAAUCAAGCAGGUUGAUGAAAAUACAUGGCUCAAUGGUGCCUUCAUCCUCCUCCAUCGUUCAAGCGGAUAUUCUGAUACUGCAACUUGGUACGAUCGGGAUGACGACCUAAGCUACACCCUCACCGAUGCACCUAACCCUGCACCCACAUUCGUGCCGUUGCCUCGGGGUCAUCCUAACAUUGUACUAGUGUACGACGCUGGGGACUGCUCAGACGUAUGGUCUAUAGGCAAUAGUGCCUUCUGCAAAGUCAAACUGCGAGUUAGUGGUACAACACGAGAAGCUACGACAUUGGAUUUCAUCCGGAAAAAACAGCCAGGCUUCGAGACCCCUACUAUCCUCCACCAAGCGGAAUCUGACGGUCGAUCAUACCUUUUCAUGGGUAGAGUACCAGGUCGAACCCUUGCGGAGGCUUGGCCUACUUUAGAGGAGAAAUGGAAAUUUCACUAUGUCGAUGCUGUGGUGAAAAUCUGCCAAACCCUUGAGGGAUGGAAGGGCAAUAUGCUAGGGGGCGUGGACGGGAACCAUAUCCCUGAACAGUAUCUUAUCAAGAACGGGGGUGAACAUAAUUUUCACCCUGAGAGCCUUCGACAGACAUGCGAAUCGAUAGGCAUGGACUGCUCCGAAUUUGUUUUUUGCCAUCCCGACCUAGGCCCUGGUAACAUCAUCGUGGAAGAUGUCCCAAGGGUUGGGUCUGUUGGUAUUAUCGACUGGGAGAUUGCUGGUUAUUAUCCUAGGGGAUGGAUCCGAACAAAGUUUCGGAUAUGUAGUGGAUUGGAUAUUCCAAAUCCGAUGAAAGAACAGCAUUGGUGGCGACGGGAAGUUCAGAAGUCACUUGGCGAACAUGGCUUCGAGGAUUACUCGGAAAAGUGGGGAUCUUGGUGGUAUUGA
Molecule: messenger RNA, 912 nt
Organism: Penicillium mononematosum
Lineage: Eukaryota; Fungi; Ascomycota; Eurotiomycetes; Eurotiales; Aspergillaceae
Product: aminoglycoside phosphotransferase family protein
Exons: 1
Coding region: 1-912 (303 amino acids)
Source: RefSeq, a predicted model, not a curated record